Scomber japonicus (chub mackerel) is the source of this 699-nucleotide messenger RNA. Its product is annotated as tripartite motif-containing protein 16-like. Gene Ontology annotation, molecular function: protein binding. Lineage: Eukaryota; Metazoa; Chordata; Actinopteri; Scombriformes; Scombridae. The transcript has 4 exons. The coding region runs from base 1 to 699 and encodes 232 amino acids. The record is from RefSeq and is a predicted model, not a curated record.
AUGACAGCCAGACCAGAGAUGAACAUCACUCUGCUGAAGAAAGGGAUGCAUUCUGCUAGUGGUCCAAAUGUAGUGGUUGUAUCGACCAGACUUUCAAAACUAGCUCAGAUUUGGAAAUCACUGGAUCAUGGUGGAGAACAGACACUGAAACCUGGUCUGAGGAAAUAUGCCUGUGAACUCACACUGGACACAAACACAGCACACAGAAACCUCAAACUGUCUGACAACAACAGGAAGGUGACAGCAGUGACAGAGGAGCAGCCAUAUCCUGAUCAUCCAGACAGGUUUGACCACUGGUAUCAGCUGCUGAGUAGGAAUGAGCUGACUGGUCGCUGUUACUGGGAGGUCGAGUGGAGAGGAGAAGUUCAAAUAUCAGUGAGUUACAGAAGAAUCAGACGGAGAGGAAACAGUCGCUACUGUAUGUAUGGAAGAAAUGAUCAGUCCUGGAGUCUGAGGUGUGAUGAUGAUGAUAAUGAUUGCUCUGUCUGGCAUGAUGACACAGCCAUCCAUCCUUCCCCCUCCUCUGUCUCUAACAGAGUAGCAGUGUAUGUGGACUGUCCUGCUGGCACUCUGUCCUUCUACAGAGUCUCCUCUGACACACUGAUCCACCUCCACACCUUCAACACCACAUUCACUGAACCUCUGUAUGCUGGGUUUAGGUUAGGUCCUGGUUCUUCAGUGUAUCUGUGUCAUCUGUAG